CAAGCCAAUGUUUUCUUACUUUACAUUAAUUAUUGUUUAUAAUUUAUUAUUCACUUGAAAAGUUACAAACAGUGAAGUAGCUGCAAUUUAAAAUGCCUGCUUUUGAAGCACCAUGUGUGGAGCUUGGCAGUGCUCCUCAAACUCCUAGCAUUGCAGCCUCGCCAUCACCCUCUGAAAUAUCUAGCGCUAGUUCGCCUGAGCCCCAAAUUAUACGCGCCACUCCUUUAUUCAGAGCAUUGGCGAUGCCUCCUCCGGAGCCUGAACAACCACCAGGCCAAGACGAACUUGAGCGACGUCUUCCUGGCUAUCGACGAAUAGUGAUUCCUAGGGAACUGACGUUGAUCGAAUUACUCAAACAGUGUAGUGGUGUGGCCACUGACGAGGACGUGCUACGCAUUAGAGAAGCAAAAUUGCGGGUAGUGGCUGAACGAGUCGGCUUGAGGAGAUUACACGUGCUCGCUCCUAGACUUCGCUCGCUGACUCUGGAUGGCAGCGCUCUUACAUCUUUACGUGAUCUUGGGAUUGGCUUAGUGCAUUUAAAAAUUUUGAGCGUAAAUCGAUGUGGCCUGACCAGCUUGGAUGGAGUGUGGGGGUUAGGUGCUUUGCGCGAGUUUCAUGCGUCUGGAAACCGUCUUCAAGACCUACAACCAUUGGCGGCAUUGCAGAAGUUACAUACACUCAAUUUAUCUGACAAUCCUGUCCCAGACACCAGUCGAAUCUGGACUCUUGGCGUUUGCGGUUCAUUGCGUCGGUUAACUUUGAAAGGCUCUCCGGCAGCAGAUUUGCCUCAAUACAGGUCACGGAUUGCGGCCUCCCUACCCAUGCUUGUCUAUUUGGAUGAUCAUCCAUUGCACCUAGAUAUUGAAUACGAUACAGAAGGUAUUUUUGGGCCGAUGUCUAGCUCAGAUUCUGAAGCAAGUGAUGUAGAGAUGGCAGAACUAAAACCAUCCCUAGAAGUCCCUACUUCUGAACCGGAGCCAGGCCCAUCAUCACAAUUUCCUGAGGAAAAGACCGGCGAAGGUAUUGAGGACGAAGUGUUGCCCACCAUUCGCCGACAUCGACGACCGGCGACUACUGAGAGUGCGGGCUUACGACCAGUGCGCCCUGCCCUACCACCGAGGCCACGUACUGCUCACGAGCGACCCAAUAUAGACGCUCCGACCAGACUGCAGAUACUAAACUCUUUGAUGGACGAGGAGUGGCGCUGUAGUGGCAGCAAGCUGACUUCUCACGAGCCCGUGUGCGGUAAUCUGACCCGAGCUUUGCGACGUCCCGUAACUGCCCGGAAGAAUUGCGUUGACGAAGAGAAGGAGAUGGUCGAACAGGCGAUGGAAGAGGCUACUCGUGCCCUAGCAGCAGAAAUACCAAGGGCACCUCGUCUCGAAGACUGGGCGAAGUUCAGGGAGGAAACCGGAAUCGACAUCGACAUAGAUUUUAACGAACGGCCAAGAGAUGCGGAUCCCACGAAAGUAAUGGAGCGUCUGGAGAGAAUAGAAAAAGAAACCAUGGAACGGUUCAAUCAAGAGAACAACGGGGGAAAUGGUGAAAACAGCGCUCUUCCAAACGCUACGUUCGGGAAUUUUACCAUGACCGUCAUGAACGAUAUUGAUACGUGGAGAGGCAUGCGUGACGUGUCUCGGCACCCAGAACCCGUUACUAAUGUAGAUGCUUUAUUCAAUGAUAUCAAUUUAAUAAGGCCCAGAAGCAGAUUUAUGGGCAAUGAAGAAUAAAGAAAGAUACCGCAUUACUAAUUGAAAACGUACCUACGUUUGCACACGUUGUUAAUAAUAAGGUUAUUACUGGAAUAUUAUUGCAGAAAUUAUAGAUAUAAUUUCCUGUGAUCGGCAUCUUUUGAAUCGAACUUUAGAACAAUAUAAGUCGUGAUUCAAACCUAUUAAAAAGGUAAUGUGUAUGUAUUUCUAUUAUUGUGUAGUUGGAAGGAAUAUUUACACUUUUUAUUAGAAAAACAUUUUAUUUUAAUACUUAUAGGCAGUGAUGACAUUGAAAUGUAACUUAAGUAGCACUACUUAGUUCAGAAUACACGAUCAGGCAGCUCUAAGCUUUUGAAAAUAAUACUU
Molecule: messenger RNA, 2078 nt
Organism: Ostrinia furnacalis (Asian corn borer)
Lineage: Eukaryota; Metazoa; Arthropoda; Insecta; Lepidoptera; Crambidae
Exons: 11
Coding region: 93-1730 (545 amino acids)
Source: RefSeq, a predicted model, not a curated record